GUGUGGAGGGGGAAGCACGUCGCCUCCAGUGGUCUUGUGUUCCCAGGAUGUCUGGCUUCAUGGAAUUCCUGGGCGUGGAGGACCGGGAUGGCUACGGAGGCGGCCACGGGGGAUACGGGGAUGGCCACGGGGGAUACGAAGGCGGGCAUAGCGGUUACGGAGGCGGCCAUGGUUCCUAUGGUGGAGGAUACGGGUACGGUUCACACGGGCAUGGAUACGGGCACGGAUACGGAGGACUGGACCCUAUAUCCGUUCUGGCAAUCCUAUGCUUUCUGAGUGCCUUGACUUACCUAUUUUGGUGGUGUAUGAAGAACCCAACUCGGUGUAUCUCGAAGCCAACAACACCGACCACACCCUCCUCCACUACCACCUCCUCCAUGCGCUCCCUCCCCGCCUCCCUCCACCAAGGAUUCGAAGCAGGGCCGAGUGUUUGGGGCUUCGAAGUGACAACAGUGAACCCUGGUUAUCUAGGGACCUUUUCGGGCUUGUCUGGAAUGCCGUGGGGUAAUUUUAGCUCAGUUGGGAACCUUCUUCGUUUGCCGGGUUAUGUUUAGUGUGUGUGUGUGUGUGUGUGUGUGUGUGUGUGUGUGUUCAGCUGUGGUUUUGUUAUUUUUAUUUACUUUUUUUUCAUUUUUGUCUAUUCAUGUACUUUUCUUCUUUUUCUUGUGGUUU
Molecule: messenger RNA, 672 nt
Organism: Portunus trituberculatus (swimming crab)
Lineage: Eukaryota; Metazoa; Arthropoda; Malacostraca; Decapoda; Portunidae
Product: shematrin-like protein 1
Exons: 3
Coding region: 48-554 (168 amino acids)
Source: RefSeq, a predicted model, not a curated record